UUCACCCGCCCCCGCGCCGGAACAGAAGAGAGAGAGAGAGAGAGAGAGAGAGAGUACGACCCUAGGAGAUCAAGAAAAGCCAACCGAGCACUCCCCAUCUGGAGGAGCAGGAGCGAAUCCACGUAGUUAAUCGGUGGGGGGUCGGGCGUUGCGUCGACGCCAUCGACCCGUUUCCGCUUCCGACGCAACGAGUCAGGCUGCAGAUGAGGGAAGCCGGGCCUCUCAUGCGAUGAGCAGAGGACCGCAAAGACGACGACAACGCGCAGCUCAAUAUCAUUGGUGAGAAAAUGUGGAGGAGAGCAACCAUCUUCUCUCGCCUCCUUUUGCCUUCUCGUGACAUCGCCUCUUCACCCAAGGAUCCAACUGGGUGGAAUUUUGUGGAGGUCUUCAGAACGAAAGCUUCUUUACUGGAUAAAGAUGCUUUUUCUGAGAAAGAACUACAUAUUGCUUUUGUUUUAGGGGGUCCUGGCAGUGGAAAGGGCACACAGUGUGCAAAAAUUGUGGAAGCUUUUGGUUUUACACAUCUAAGUGCGGGAGAACUACUGAGAAGAGAGAUUUAUUCUAAUUCCAAAAAAGGGGAAAUGAUACGUGAUACAAUUAAGGAGGGAAAGAUUGUUCCAUCAGACGUUACAGUGUCCUUGAUAAAAAGAGAAAUUCAAGCAAGUGAGAAUGAUAAAUUUCUUAUCGAUGGUUUUCCUCGAAGUGAGGACAAUCGUGUUGCAUUUGAACAUAUCAUUGGUGCAGAACCAGAACUUGUUCUUUUCCUGGAGUGCCCUGAAGAAGAGAUGAUAAGACGGGUGCUUAACCGUAAUCAGGGACGUAUAGAUGACAACAUAGAGACCAUAGAGAAACGCCUCAAGGUCUUCAACAAGUUGAACUUUCCCGUCAUCAACUACUAUGAUGCAAAAGGGAAACUUCGAAAGAUUAGUGCUGUUGGAACGAUAGAGGAAGUUUUCGAAAAAAUCAAGCCUCAAUUUUCAGCUUAUAAGGAAACCUGAAACAUUAUCUGCAGAAAAGAUGGCAUGGAUGUGUUCCCAGGCUGUAGUUCUAAAUUUUGGAAUUUCAAUGCUACGUUUUUUAGUGGGCAUCUCAUUUAAAGGAAGCAUUCAAUUUUUCUGUAAUAUUCCAAACGGUUUGCUGUAAUUUUCUGCAUUUAAAGUAAGCAAUCGAUGGUCGUGAAAAAACAAUCAUUAAACAGCGAUUCCGCACACGACAACAGGUGCAAUUUAUUACUCUUCAUGUUUUAGAGGCACCAAAUCAAAGUACUAUGGAGGGCGUUCCUCUUUGUAUGAACAUAAUGCGGUUCUCAUCAACUGUAGUUGAAUUUUUGCAUUUGGUGUUA
Messenger RNA from Nymphaea colorata (pocket water lily), 1342 nucleotides. RefSeq names its product UMP-CMP kinase-like. The coding region runs from base 288 to 998 and encodes 236 amino acids. The record is from RefSeq and is a predicted model, not a curated record. NCBI's taxonomy places the organism in Eukaryota, Viridiplantae, Streptophyta, Magnoliopsida, Nymphaeales, Nymphaeaceae. The transcript is spliced from 9 exons. Gene Ontology annotation, molecular function: UMP kinase activity; ATP binding. Gene Ontology annotation, biological process: CDP biosynthetic process; UDP biosynthetic process; 'de novo' pyrimidine nucleobase biosynthetic process. Gene Ontology annotation, cellular component: cytoplasm; nucleus.